This is a messenger RNA of Cooperia oncophora, 1293 nucleotides long. The record is from the annotation of a GenBank genome assembly. NCBI's taxonomy places the organism in Eukaryota, Metazoa, Nematoda, Chromadorea, Rhabditida, Trichostrongylidae.
GUAGUGCACUCCCCGGUAACGAGGUGGCACCUCCGAUUUCUUCACACGUCGAGCCCGCCCGCUCGCUUGGCCACGUAGUGGCAUCAACAGAUCUUUCUGAUUCUUCGGCACACGGUAGUGCACUCCCCGGUAACGAGGUGGCACCUCCGAUUUCUUCACACGUCGAGCCCGCCCGCUCGCUUGGCCACGUAGUGGCAUCAACAGAUAUUUCUGAUUCUUCGGCACACGGUAGUGCACUCCCCGGUAACGAGGUGGCACCUCCGAUUUCUUCACACGUCGAGCCCGCCCGCUCGCUUGGCCACGUAGUGGCAUCAACAGAUAUUUCUGAUUCUUCGGCACACGGUAGUGCACUCCCCGGUAACGAGGUGGCACCUCCGAUUUCUUCACACGUCGAGCCCGCCCGCUCGCUUGGCCACGUAGUGGCAUCAACAGAUAUUUCUGAUUCUUCGGCACACGGUAGUGCACUCCCCGGUAACGAGGUGGCACCUCCGAAUUCUUUCGCGGCUAACCAUUUCAAUGAUAUCACGAAAGAAAUCAUUAAAAUGGAUAUCACGAAAGAAAUCAUUAAAAUGGAUAGUACGAAAGAAAUCAUUAACAUGGUUAGCGCGAAAGAAAUCAUCAAAAUUAGGCAUAGUCACGAUUGCUACUUCAGAUUCAAACCGAUAAGUUUGACCAAGCUACAAAACCGUGAAUACACUUUAGGAAUGGAACAGGGAAGGCAGAGAGGACGACCUAGGAUUCACGAGAGUGACACUGCACGCCAGCGCAGCCGACGAUUGCAUGAAACUGAUGAAGAGAGAUCCACCCGCUUGGAGUCAGAAUCCCUUCGUCAGCGGCGUAGACGUCUGACUGAGGAUACUCAAUCCAGGAAUGCUAGGCAACGUGCAGAUGCUGAACGACACCAGUCAUUGCGUCAAAUUGAAAGUGCGGAAGAACGAAGUGCGAGAUUAGCUGAAGAUGCCCAACGCCAUCGACUCGACGUGAGAAUAACGCGGAACGUCAGCGUCGCAGCCGAGAGGCUGAAAGCCUCCCAAGAGCGGACCACGCGUCAGAGAGAAAACGCUCAACGUCAACGAAACAGACGCGAAUUAGAAACCCCCGAAGAACACUCCACUCGGCGUGCGGAAAACGCACAACGUCAACGAAACAGACGCGAAUUAGAAACCCCCGAAGAACACUCCACUCGGCGUGCGGAAAACGCUGAACGUCAGCGUCGCAGACGACAAGCAGAAGAUACCGAACAGCGAACCACCCGGCAAGUGGAAAAUUCUCAGCGACAGCGCUUUGAGACGU